AUGGCUAUCGAAGACUCUCCCCGAACCCCACGAAUCCCCUGUCUCCCCGCUCGGCCAUCCACGCCGCCUCCACCGCGGCGACUGCUAUACGUCGGCCACUUCUACAACGACAGAACUAAUGCAACAAGGUCGAUCUUCUUUAAUGGCGAAUCACCAGGCCAACCCAAGUUCACAGUGCUUGGUACUACAUUCCGGUUCGACAGCGUGUUGGAGGUUGAGAAGUCUGGAAAUGUCAAUUGGAUUCCAGAGGUUCAAGCUGCAACAGCGCAACUUCGCCAGUUUGCAAUGGUCGCCAUCUACAUCAACGGCACCACACAUCAUAAAGCAGACAGCAAACGCGUUUCAUGGCCUUGA
Ramularia collo-cygni is the source of this 354-nucleotide messenger RNA. RefSeq lists its product as uncharacterized. The transcript has a single exon. The coding region runs from base 1 to 354 and encodes 117 amino acids. Lineage: Eukaryota; Fungi; Ascomycota; Dothideomycetes; Mycosphaerellales; Mycosphaerellaceae. The record is from RefSeq and is a predicted model, not a curated record.